AAUUUUUCUUGCGUGUUUUUCUCUCAUUUUAAUCCAAACACAGAACCCAGGUGUCAUUUCUUCCCAGGUUCAUCAAACUUCUUCCUCGUUAAGUUUUAUUUAGGCAUUGAAAAGUUUUACAAGUAAUCAUUUUCAAGAACAUUCAACUGUCGGCGGUGAUUGAACAGGUGUAGAUUUGGUGAAGUUUCAGAAACUGUUUCUUAAAAGAGUAAAGUUUGUUAGUUGUAUUGUGAGUCGAUUUUGUUGGUGAUGGGAGGAAAAAGCUCAAAAGGGUCAAGUGGGAGAUAUUAUUCUUCAAGAGGAUCUGCUAAUUCUUCGUGGAAUAAUUACGGCUACCCGCCAUCGUCAUAUCCUCCACAGAGCUCAUAUAUUAAUACGCCCCAGCAUCACUAUGCGCCUCCUCCAUCAUAUGGUUAUGGAUCCCAAACGCCCCAGCCACAAAGAAGAUUAGAUAGGAAGUUUUCAAGGAUAGAUGAUAACUACCAGACUUUGGAACAGGUUACUUCUGCUCUUGCACAUGCUGGCUUGGAGUCUUCUAAUUUGAUUGUUGGUAUAGAUUUCACAAAGAGCAAUGAAUGGACAGGUGCAAGGUCAUUCAACCGGAAAAGUUUGCAUCACAUUGGACAGGGUCAAAAUCCCUAUGAACAAGCAAUAUCCAUUAUUGGACAAACUUUAUCUGCUUUUGACGAGGAUAAUUUAAUUCCUUGUUUUGGAUUUGGAGAUGCAUCAACACAUGAUCAAGAUGUCUUCAGUUUUUAUCCAGAUGAGAGAUUCUGUGAUGGAUUUGAGGAAGUGCUGCAACGAUAUAGAGAAAUCGUUCCCAGCCUUCGACUUGCAGGACCAACAUCAUUUGCACCCAUUAUUCAUAUGGCCAUGACCAUUGUUGAGCAAAGUGGUGGUCAGUACCAUGUUUUGCUAAUAAUUGCUGAUGGGCAGGUUACAAGAAGUGUUGAUACACAUCAUGGUCAACUAAGCCCGCAAGAGAAAAAGACAAUUGAUGCAAUUGUUCAAGCAAGCGAAUUCCCAUUGUCAAUAGUUCUAGUGGGUGUUGGAGAUGGGCCUUGGGACAUGAUGAAGGAGUUUGAUGAUAACAUCCCUGCUCGAGCCUUUGAUAAUUUUCAGUUUGUGAACUUCACAGAGAUAAUGUCAAAGAACAUGGAUCCAUCCAGGAAGCAGACGGAAUUUGCUCUUUCAGCAUUGAUGGAAAUACCUUCUCAAUAUAAAGCAACACUUGAGCUUGGCAUACUAGGCGGCAAGCACGGAGUUAAUGCUCCAGACAGGGUUCCUCUUCCCCCACCUUUGUAUAAUGCAUCAUCUUUCCAUAGAAGCUCAAAACCACCAUCACGCUCAAGCAGUUUUCAGCAAGCUAGACCUCCCUAUUCUGGAUAUGAUGCACAGGCACCUGGUCAUUCUGGAUAUGAUUCACCAGUCAGCACAGAACCAUCUUCAAGUUCUUUUUAUGAUAACCAGAUAUGCCCCAUUUGUCUUACUAAUCCAAAGGACAUGGCCUUUGGCUGUGGACAUCAGACUUGCUGUGAUUGUGGGGAAGACCUCCAGUUAUGCCCCAUUUGUCGGAACUCAAUCCACACUAGAAUCAAGCUCUAUUAACCAGUUUUGUCACGUCUAAUAAUGUGCUUGGCUUGACAUCAACCAAGUCAAAUUCUCAGUUCACUAUGCCAGCUAAGGUUGAUCAUCUGUGCUUAUCAUGCAUGAUUAUGUUUCUUGGAAUAAAAACAAAAAUGUUUUAGGUAGACUUCAUUAUAGGCUAAAAAAAUGGUUAGAAUUUGGUGGGCAUGAAGUGUCCUUGGUGUAAGAUAAAAAGGAAAAGAAAAAGAAAAUUUUCAAGCACAAGCUAAAGCAGAAGACAUAACUGCUAGUUGGAGAUGUAGUGAAAAGAGGUGGUUGUAAUUUCAGAAGAAUGGAAGUCUUAGAGCAUUUGAUGAUAUGUCACAUGUGGGAGAAGUGUCAUUUUUCAUUUUUUGUUACAGAUAAACCACAAGGCUUUCAAUACAGUCAAUUCCUUAGCUUUUUCCUACUAAUAGGAUGAGUUUGUACAUUAACAAUUAGAGCUUUUGAUUUAAGAGUCUUUGGUCGAGUUGGCAUUCUUAUAUUCAGUUUUGAGAUAUGUAAUUUAAUAUUGAGCUACUCUAGUGAGCUUGCGGUUGCUUUUGUUGAAUUCUGUAAGGUUUCAUUUGGUGUUUUGAUGUAAAUGAAGUAUGGUUUUGGCA
This is a messenger RNA of Mangifera indica (mango), 2228 nucleotides long. RefSeq names its product E3 ubiquitin-protein ligase RGLG5-like. Lineage: Eukaryota; Viridiplantae; Streptophyta; Magnoliopsida; Sapindales; Anacardiaceae. The record is from RefSeq and is a predicted model, not a curated record. The transcript has 12 exons. Bases 250 to 1608 code for a protein of 452 amino acids.